GAGUAUCAUGUCAUAGUGAAUGCGAUUGAUUCCAAAAUCCUCAUCAGAAAAAACCCUAGUGCCACCCCUGCACUGCACUUGAGAAAUCGCCGAUGGGGAAGAAGCGAAAGGUAGCACCCAAAUCUUCUCAAUCCGCUGAACCUCCGCUCAAGCAUCACCAACCUGAACCCCAAAUUGCGCCACCCGAGUAUGAGGAAGUCGAAGAGGAAGAAGAGGAGGAAGAAGAAGUAGAGGAAGUAGAAGAGGAGGAGGAGGAGGAGGAAGAAGAAGAAGAAGAGGACGAUGAAGAGCAAGAACAGCAGCAGGAUGAGGAUGACGACCCGAUCGAAAAGCUUCUGGAACCUUUAAGCAAGGACCAGAUCUUAAACCUUCUAUGCGAGGCGGCGGCAAAUCACCGCGACGUGGCGGACCGGAUCCGCAAGGCGGCUGACGAGGAUCCCGUGCACAGGAAGAUCUUUGUCCACGGGUUGGGGUGGGACACCACAGCGGGAACCCUAAUCAGUGCGUUCCGGCAGUACGGAGAGAUCGAGGACUGCAAGGCCGUCACGGACAAGGUUUCUGGUAAGUCCAAAGGUUACGGCUUCAUCCUCUUCAAGACGCGGCGCGGCGCGCGCAACGCGCUAAAGCAGCCGCAGAAGAAGAUCGGCAAUCGCAUGACGGCGUGCCAGCUGGCGUCCAUCGGCCCCGUCAGUAGCAGCCAGAGCCAGCCGCAGGCAAUGCCUUCCUCAGCGCCGACGCUGUCAUCGUCGGCUUCGGAGUACACGCAGAGGAAGAUCUACGUGAGCAACGUCGGUGCGGAACUCGAUCCGCAGAAGCUUCUGGCGUUCUUUUCACGGUUCGGGGAAAUUGAGGAGGGGCCUUUGGGGCUUGAUAAGCUAACAGGAAAACCGAAAGGGUUUUGUUUGUUUGUUUACAGGAGUCCGGAGAGUGCGAAGAGAGCCUUGGAAGAGCCUCAUAAGGACUUUGAGGGGCAUAUUUUGCAUUGCCAGAAGGCGAUUGAUGGGCCCAAGCCUGGGAAGUUGCAGCAGCAGCAACACGGGAACGUGAGUGCUCAGGUCCAGCGGACUCAGUUUCAGAGGAAUGAUACUGCCAAUGCAGGUGGCGCGUAUGUUGGUAGUGCUGCAGCAGCGCAGCCGGGACACUUGAUGGCCCCCGCUGGGCCAGGGAUUGGGUUUAACCAAGCGGCGUUGAAUCCGGCUUUGGGGCAGGCGUUGACGGCCCUCCUGGCAUCGCAAGGGACGUUGGGGCUGAAUUUGUUGGGGAGUAUUGGAACGAGUGCUGCGGUGAACCCUGGUGUGCCUGCUGCAGGGGCUGGAGUACAGAGUGGCUACAGUGCUCAGUCAAAUAUUAGUCCGGGUGUUAUUGGUGGAUAUGGGACCCAGGUGGGGUUGCAGGCUGCAUAUCCGAAUCCGAAUCAGCAGAUAGGGCAGGGUGGUUCUGGAAGAGGGCAAUAUGGUGGUGGUGGUGCGCCUUACAUGGGGCAUUAGAUUCCUCAUAAGUGCAUCAGUAUUUUAUUACUGGCCUGGUGAUUCUUCUGAAGUUUAAGGAGCUGAUGCAAUUGGCGUGUUUAUAAUGAAAUGUUACUUACUAGAAUUAUCAGAACAUUUAAAAUAUCAAAUGGAGUUAUGUUUUCGCCACGACUUUUUCUUGUUUUCUUCCGUUUCAAAAUAUUGUAGUAUUUUGACUUGUUUAACUUUAAAAAAAUCCUAUGGAACUGUUUUUGUAUUGCGAGUUAACGUUUUAUCUGAAUUAUGGAGGAGCUUGGGAUGCUGAACAAACUAUAUUUUGAAAUUUAUGUUUGUAUUGACCGUUGCGCUUCAACUUGGUAUUCAUAAGUA
This is a messenger RNA of Vigna umbellata (rice bean), 1838 nucleotides long. RefSeq names its product UBP1-associated protein 2A-like. The record is from RefSeq and is a predicted model, not a curated record. Gene Ontology annotation, molecular function: RNA binding. Lineage: Eukaryota; Viridiplantae; Streptophyta; Magnoliopsida; Fabales; Fabaceae.